CGGUCGAGCAUAGAGUGGCGAAGGACGUUAGUUCAGGGAGAGAACGAGAGAGCAGGGUGCCGUGAGUAAGCAAGAAAAGAGGGCGAGCGAGAGCAAUGGCGGACGAGCAGACACCCCUCCCCGGGGAGGCAGAGCCCUCCUGCCCCGGAUGCCAGGGCCGGGACCCCCUGGCGCUCCCCUGCGGGCACCAGCUGUGCGAGUCCUGCCUGCAGCUGUGCCGGAGCGAGCUCGGGGAGAGCGGCUGCACCGUCUGCUACGGCCGGGACGUCCUGGACAGCGUGGUGAAGGGCCUGCUGGACUCCCUGUUCUGCGGGCAGCCCCGGCGGGACGCGGCGGGCGGCAGGGGGGGACACGGAGGGCUCUGCGCCCUCCACGGGGAGAGGCUGACGCUGUUCUGCAUGGAGGACGAGGAGCCCGUCUGCACCGUUUGCCAGGCGGGAGAGCACGAGGAUCACGAGUGCCGCAGCACGGAGGAGGCCGUGCAGGACUGCAAGAAGGAACUGAAGUCUGCACUGAAACCCUUACAGGAGAAGCUGGAGGCUCUAAACACAGCCAAGCAGACCUGUGACGAAUCCGCAGACCACAUUAAGAGCCAGGCCCAGCUCACAGAGAGGCUGAUUAAGGAGGAGUUUGAGAAACUCCACCAGUUCCUGCGGGACGAAGAGGCGUCUUUAGUAGCCGCCCUGAAGGAGGAAGAGGAGCAGAAGAGUCAGAAGAUGAAGGAGAAGAUUGACAAGAUGGCCAAUGAGAUCGCCUCUCUUUCAGACACGAUCAAGAUGGUAGAGGAGGAGAUGGAGGCGGAGGACAUUUCUUUCCUGCAGAACUUCAAGGCGACCGUGGAAAGGGCCCACUGCACAACGCAGGAUCCAGAGACGGGCUCCGGGUCGCUGAUCGAUGUGGCCAAACACCUGGGCUCACUGAAUUACAGAGCCUGGGAAAAGAUGCAGGGGAUUGUUCAGUAUGUCCCCGUGACUCUCGACCCCAACACGGCCGACACCUGUCUCAUCGUGUCGGACGACCUCACCACGGUGAGGUACACGGACGAGGAGCAGCACCUCCCCGACAACCCGGAGAGGUUCAACUACUAUGAGUGCGUGUUGGGCUCGGAGGGCUUCGGCUCGGGCAGGCACACCUGGGACGUGGAGGUGGGGGACAAUUCGGAAUGGGCCCUGGGCGUCGCCAAGGAGACGGUACUGCGGAAGGAGUGGUUCCCCCUGAGCCCCGAGCGAGGCCUGUGGAGCAUCUGCCUGUACGCGGGGGAGUACCGGGCGAGGGCCCCCAUCUCCAUCCCCAUCACCGUCAAGAAGAAGCCCCUGCGGGUGCGAGUACAGCUGGACUGGGACAGGGGCAAGGUCACCUUCUCCGACCCCAGCGACAACACCGUCCUCUACAAGUUCCAGCACCGGUUCACGGAGAGGGUGUUCCCGUACUUCUCCAACACCUGCAAGCACCACCCGCUGCGUGUCCUGCCGGGGAGGGUGUCCGUCAGUGCAGAAUAGCCCCGGCGGGCGUGCCAAAAAAAACCACGCAUGCUGUAGAAGAUGAACUCAUAACCCGACGAAAAGUGCUUCAGAGGCAGUGAGCGGCUAGGACCUGUAACUGAGCCUUUGGCUGCAUAUUGUGUUGAAACCUUUUUUUUACUGUAGUGUGAUGUAUUUAAUUGUAGCGAUUUUAAGCACAAUAAAUACAAAGCAGAAUUUGGAGAAAACCCCUCCCAGCAUUUUGUGUUAUGCGGUUCUUGGCAAAGUAGUACAGAGGUGGGAGUAACUGAAAUUUAGUUUGCUGAAACCGACAUGGAUAUUCGCUCAUCUUCCUCCCAUUCCCCUUGACCUGUCUCCUUUGAAUGGCAUUCGAAUCCAUUUUGAAGGCAUGAGUGGACUGAAGCCCUAAGUGUUGAUGCAUGCUGUUACUUACACUAAAGAUUGGCAAUGCAAAAUCUGCAACUGUGGCUGUGGACAUGGUGCGCUCUGCGUUUUCCGGAAGGAAAUGAAGAAACAGGAAAAAGCUGUGAAAGGAAGAGGAGGUUAUAUGAUGAAUAGUGUUUUUGUUUUUUGUUUUUUUUUUUGCCGGUGGUGCUGUUAUUUUGUAUUUUCCCUUCAUAUGAAGCCUAUACGAGUUCAUAUUGUGGGAUCUGGGCAUAGACUUAAUAAAGAAAUCGAGUAGCAUACCCCUGCGUUUUGCAAGCUUUCUGCUAAAUUGCCCACAAGGACGAUGCAGUUCAAUUCCAUGCAGAAGCCCCCGGGUGGCUUUUUCGACUAGGCCGCACCUGCCGCUGUCUGUCAGCGCGGGCCGAGACCACGUGACCCUCGAUGGAACGCCGGAGGGGAACUCGAUGCCCCUGCUGCGAGCGCUCCGGCGGUUUUGGCGCCCGGACGUGUUUGUGACCUUCCAGUCUCCGUGCUUGCUUAGACAGACGUGCAGAUGGCUGCGACUUGCGUGACUCUCGGCCAAGAGCGCAUCGGAGAGAGAGAGACACACACACACAAACACAGGGCAGAGGCAGCUGUGGAACCUGUUUGUUUUUACCCUGCAAUGCGCACUUAGCAAUAAGUGCCCUGUAUUCGAAACGACUCGGCUCUGCUGCCAAAUAUUUACACCCUGAGGCUUCCGCCCUCAAUUAUCAGGCUGAGUUAGAGUAAUUGCCUUCUAAAAUUUCUGAACGUACCAUCUCUUUUUUUGGCAGAUACCCUCACUCAAGGUGAUUGGUUUUCAAGAGCAACAACAGGAACUAUUCCAGAGAUAACCGAGUGCAAGCACAGUGAAUACAAAUAGUGACAAAAACUAGACAACUAGUGCAAAAACAGAAAAAAAUAUAGUUUAUCAAGCUGCAGUCAUAACAGUAGUAACUGUAGUAUCACUACACUGAGGUAUCAACUACUGUGGACAGAGUUAACAGCAAAUAAAAUAAAUUACACAAGGUAUGAUGUGUCACAUUAAGAUGUAUUCAUUUGCACACAUAAGAUAUUUAUGACUGGGUUGGAGGAGACAGUAUGUGAAAUCCGUUUUUGCUCUAUUGCCAGUGGAUAGAGCUGGGGGAUCCACUCUAACAUCACACCUGCGUCAUGUCCCGUAGGGAAAAAAGAGCCUGACAAAUUUCUGCCCCUCUGAAUUAUUUCAAACAAAUGUGCAUUCUCUUUAAAGGCAAUAACUGCUCCUGCAGUAUGUGAUCUCUUCAGACUGGUGAAAUAUGCUCACCAAAGCGGG
This is a messenger RNA of Megalops cyprinoides (Indo-Pacific tarpon), 3204 nucleotides long. RefSeq names its product tripartite motif-containing protein 35. The record is from RefSeq and is a predicted model, not a curated record. Gene Ontology annotation, molecular function: zinc ion binding; protein binding. Lineage: Eukaryota; Metazoa; Chordata; Actinopteri; Elopiformes; Megalopidae. The transcript is spliced from 6 exons. The coding region runs from base 96 to 1499 and encodes 467 amino acids.